Messenger RNA from Trichosurus vulpecula (common brushtail), 3808 nucleotides. RefSeq names its product rho GTPase-activating protein 29-like. The record is from RefSeq and is a predicted model, not a curated record. NCBI's taxonomy places the organism in Eukaryota, Metazoa, Chordata, Mammalia, Diprotodontia, Phalangeridae. Gene Ontology annotation, molecular function: GTPase activator activity. Gene Ontology annotation, cellular component: cytoplasm. The transcript is spliced from 20 exons. Gene Ontology annotation, biological process: activation of GTPase activity; signal transduction. The coding region runs from base 231 to 3584 and encodes 1117 amino acids.
CUGGAUGGGGGCGGGGCGGCCGCCGCUCGAGGGUCAGGGGCGGGGAGCCAGGGCAGCCUCCUCAGUCGGUUGUGGAGGCGGCAGUAAGGGUCACGACUGCUGUGCUGGAUCCGGCUCAGGGAGAGCGGUUUCUUCUCCGUGGACGGUGGGCUACGGGACACAUCCACGACCCGCGAGGACCUCGAUGUUCGCCCUGCGCACCCGCCGCUCCCCCGUGUUUCGAUUUCCUUAUGGGAGAUGUAGGCAGUGAUUCGUCUUUGGAACUUCCUGUGUCUCUGAAAAAUCAGUCCUUGGAAAACAAUUCUGUGGAAUCAGUAGGAUUGCUUCAUGAAAAAGAUAAUCUUCAAGGACCUUUGUGGCCCAAAGAACUGGAUAACAUGCUUCUGAGAAAUGAUGAUGGAGUUGAAUUGGCUUUGUCAUAUGCCAAAAUGUGGUCAAAAUAUACCAAAGAUAUAGUUACGUGGGUUGAGAAAAAAAUUAGCCUGGAAUUGGAAUGUGCUAGAAACGUUGCAAAGAUGGCAGAGACAACUAAAAGCAUUAUUGGACUCCAGGAGUUUAUGCCAUUCCAUGCUUUAUUCUUAAAUGCGUUUGAUAAUGAUAUUGAGAGCAGUCAGCUUUCACAACAAACAGCAGGAGCUCUUCAAGCCAACAAAUUUGUUCAGCCUCUUCUUGGGAGAAAAAAUGAAUUGGAUAAACAGAGGAAAGCAAUUAAAGAGCUUUGGCAACGAGAACAGAAGAAAAUGCAAGAGACAGAGACAUCUCUCAAAAAGGCAAAACUCUUGUGUAUACAACAGCAGACUGAAUAUGAAAAAGCCAAGUCUUCCACUGUGCGUGCUGAAGAGGAGUAUCUGAGCUCAAGUGGAGGGCUUGGGAGAGAGGCCAGCAAGCAGUUAGAGAAAAAGCGAAGGCUGGAAGAAGAGGCUUUGCAAAAAGUUGAAGAAGCAAAUGAACACUACAAAGUUGUUAUGAUAGAUAUGGAAGAAAGACGAAAUGAUUUAGACCAUACUAAAAGUGAAAUUUUAACACAACUUCGUGAACUUGUUUUCCAGUGUGAUCUAACUCUUAAAGCUGUAGUGGUAAACCUCUUCCAGAUGCAACAUGAGCAGGUUGUGUCUCUUCCAGUUAACUACCAGUCCCUCUGUGAGAAUGCCAAGUUAUGUGACCCCGGACGAAAGUUUGCAGAAUUUGUGAAGGCAAAAACUUCUCCCAAGGAUGAGGUUCACAUAAAAUCUAGUUCUUUUGAAAAUUCCAAAAUUGAUGGAUUUUUAAGUAAGGGGUCAACAAAUAAUCAACAUGGAUCACAUGGAAAUGUAUCUCAGAAUUCGGGAGACUGUACAUUUCAUUUAUUAGAAGAUAUUGGCAGCCCUGUUUACCACUCCAAAAAAAUUGGAGAUAAGAGGUCCUGUAGCAGCCUAGAUAUCCCAGCUGUCAGAGGGCGACCACCUCCUGUCAGAUCAUGGUCAGUUGGUCAUCAAAGUGGUGGAAUGUGCAGUGAUUCAGAGAGUGCUGGAGGAAGCAGUGAAUCAAGGUCCAUGGAUUCUCCUUCUGCCAGUCCAGGGGAUUUUAAACGCAGGCUUCCUCGGACACCAUCAAUGGGGACUAUGUCUUCUGCCGAUGAGCUAGAUGAAAGAGAGCCACCUUCUCCUUCUGAAAUUGGCUUAAAUGAUCAUGUACCUGAAAAUACCAGUUUCCCUGGACCAUUUAGAAGUGCCCUCAAGUCAAAAGCUGCUCUCAGCCAUAAGCUUCGGAAGCUUCGGACUCCAUCUAAAUGCAGGGAAUGUGACAGCUUAGUCAUAUUUCAUGGGGCAGAAUGUGUGGAGUGCUCCCUUGCUUGUCACAAAACAUGUUUGGAAACCUUAACCAUUCAGUGUGGGCACAAGAAACUUCAUGGCAAGUUACAUUUAUUUGGUGUGGAAUUUGCUCAAGCUGCUAAAAAUGCCCCUGACGGCAUCCCUUUCAUUAUUAAAAAAUGUACUUCAGAAAUUGAAAGCCGAGCCUUGAAUGUGAAGGGCAUCUACCGUGUGAAUGGAGCUAAAAAUAGAGUUGAAAAACUCUGCCAAUCCUUUGAAAAUGGAACUGAUUUAGUAGAACUUUCAGAAUUCUCUGCACACGACGUCAGUAAUGUUCUUAAGCUAUAUCUUCGUAAGUUACCAGAACCCCUAUUUUUGUUUCAUCUUUAUGAUGAGCUUAUUGGCCUUGCCAAAGAGAGCCAGAAUGUAAAUGAAGACUCAAAACAGACAAGCCCUGAAGUUGUGGGUGCUGAACUAAAUAAAAUCCUGAAGAAGAUCAAGGUUCUUCUUAAAAAACUUCCAGGACCAAACUAUAAUACUAUUGAGUAUCUUAUAGGCCAUCUUAAUAGGGUGGUCCAAAAGGCUGAAGAAAACAAGAUGCCAGCUAGUAAUCUGGGGAUAAUAUUUGGACCAACUCUAAUCAGGCCAUGGCGGAUGGAUGCCAAGGUUUCCCCUUCCUCCUUGGUGGACUAUCCUCAUCAGGCUCGAAUUGUGGAGCUUCUUAUAGCUUAUUUUGUGAAGAUCUUUGAUGUGUCCUUGCAACCACCCUCAGCUUCUUCUGCCAAUGAAAGCUUCACCUUCAUACCCAGGAACCCUCAAUCAUGUCUUGCUUCAAAGGAAAGCAUUCUGCCUUCUCGAGAUGAGAGUAAAAUUUCAGAAAGGGCUACAUCAUUUGAAAGAUCACAUGACCAUAAAAAUGCACUAGAAGGAGCUGAUGGAUCUGUGAUCGAAAAUGCUAUGUCUUUGGUUUUUGAUGAGACUGAAACCUACCCCUUCAAGAACAAAGAUAAGUUUAAAGCUAAUAGUCGUUCACAUGUAAAAGGCAAUCAAAUAACCUUGAGAUCGCCAAGGAUAAAGACAUCAAUUAGACCUGUGAGUCUGCCUGUAGAUCAAUUCCUUCCUCCAAACUUUUUAAAUGAGAACAAUUCAAAAAAUAUGGAAACUUUAAAUGCAGACAAAUUUGUCAGGAGUUCAACCAUUGAAGAAAUAUCUGAAACAAAAUCUUUUCCUAACUCAUCCUCUAGACUUUCUUGUUUUGACCCCAAAACUUGGGACAAGCAAUUCAGACAAUAUGAUGUAAGUACAAGGACUACAGUGAUUAUGUCCAGUGCACUCCAGGAAAACAGAGAACCAGAGAAUGGAGCUACUUGUGUUUUAUCUCUCAACUCCAAUAACCCUUCAUCCAGUGCCAUGCAGCUCACCCAGGCAGACAUGGUACCAGUCAGGGCAGCUAGAAUAACAGCAGAAGGAUGCACUUCGGAUUCUAAUCUCCCCACUUUCAGGCCACGGAGAACUUUGCAGCCCCCACCAGGGACAUUUUAUAAGCCACCUUCCAACAAUAAGGUAAAGGAAAAUGGAGAAAGUUUUCCAGAAACUUAUACAGCAGAACCUGUUAGUGUCAAUCAUGAAAAUACUGUGGAUAUUGUUGUGAACUCAGAUUCACCUGGACAGCGGGUAAAUCAGCCCAAAGCUGGCCCUGAGGAACUUCAUGCAUCUGAUGUGAAACCAACCUGUCAGAGACUAAGACCAAAACGGAUUCAAGACUUAGAACAAAGAGAAGCACAGUUUGUGUAGGAUUGCCAAAUCUUGUGUUUUAUUUUUAUAUUUAGUUGAGAGAAAGGGUACUAGGAGCAGGUUGAAUAUCUUCAUUGGGACCAAUCUUGUGCUGUAUUUGAAUUAUUUUUAUAGGUAUUAUUUUAAAAGUUGGGCUGGGAGGUUACUAUGAAAUAAAAUGAAGUUUUUUUUUUCAUAUGAGUUUAUUUAAAUGUAUUUCCAAUAAAAUACAGUUCUUGAGCUAA